AUGAGCUCAACAUUUUCCUCUGGUGUUUCGAUUCAAGACUUCAGCUCGUCCAUGGGGAGCCCAUUCUCUCCUGCACCAAGUGACAGCGCGUACGACGAGCCAAUGCAGGCGCAGAACGAACAGAUCGAGAUGUUCAUAAAUCUUUUGGCUCCCAGUAACCCCACUCAACGGGAAGAUCUCAGCAUGAUUUUGACUCAACACGAUUACAAGGGCAGGAAGUUGACUUGGAAGCAAGUCAAGUCUUUCUUUGCAAUCAGCAAGGAAGAUCCUCGCUUUACGUGCGGGAUCGUUCCCAGCACCAUAUUCAGACGCAUCUUGGGAUUCAGCCUUGGGAAUGUAGAGUGCACGACAAAUGCCGUGAGAGGAAAAGGGUCUUCAGUUCCAAAGCGGGUCGUGAUACUCACGAAAAAGGGGAGGAAAAAACCCCUUGCGGAUGCAUUAUGA
Molecule: messenger RNA, 444 nt
Organism: Serendipita indica DSM 11827
Lineage: Eukaryota; Fungi; Basidiomycota; Agaricomycetes; Sebacinales; Serendipitaceae
Source: the annotation of a GenBank genome assembly